AUGCUUUCGGGUAUGAGCCGUCACACCGUCUCAUCCACGGUGGAGUCGAGAUCGUCAGGAGCGCCCAGUAGGCAGUUCACUCCCAUGGCGAGUCAACGGCAGCGACAGUCCGAGCUCCGAAGAUCGAUCCCCAAAGGAAAGAAGAAGAAACAUCUCCAACAGCUGGGCAUGCAUUUUCUGAUGAAGCAACGGCAACAUCUUGUAUUUGGCAAAAACAGCAGCUGCAUGGCAAGUCUAAAAGAGACCUCGGUGGAACUCUGCGCGACUGGCCGAUAUUCAAAACAUUUCAAAACGGCGAUGCUCUCACGUGAGAACACUUGA
Messenger RNA from Durusdinium trenchii, 321 nucleotides. The record is from the annotation of a GenBank genome assembly. Lineage: Eukaryota; Dinophyceae; Suessiales; Symbiodiniaceae.